AUGUUCUCGGAUCAACCUAACGUUAAUGCCAGCAAAUCAUCACGUGCUCAAAAAAAGGGAACCAAACGAAAACAAGGAAAUCAGCAAGAAGAGGAACAAGAUGAUCAUCAAAAUUCAAUCGUGAAUGAUGAAGAGGCAAUGCAAGAUGGAGAUGAAGAAUUACUCAAUGUCGGACAAGAUUAUGUCGAUUAUGAUGAUGGAACCUCUGAAUCGGGUCCACUCAUUGUUGAUUUUGAUGUGAAUGUUCCGGAUUUAGAGAAGGAUUACUUUGGUGUCGAGCUAUAUGUCAGAAAUUAUUUGCAAGGAAAUGAAUUUAAUUAUGUUGAAAUGACUGAGCUCUUGUUGGGUGAUGAACAAAACAAAAUUCCAAAUCCAUUGACUUCAGUGAUCAAGACUGCUAAUGAUAAUGCUUCUUCUUCAUCAGUACCAAGUAAUACUAGCAACAAGGCAGAAUCGAGUGAGCAAAAGUCGCAGCAGGCCACCUCGAGCGCCAUGAAAGAUGACGAUGAAGUCGAUCCAAGUCAAUGGGAUUGGACCAUGGACAUGUAUGGACUUGUUUCUCUGUUGGACUAUAAACUUCUUAAAAAGAAGCAAUGCAUGAAGCAAAUCAAAGCGUUUGUUCUGCAAAAAUGUGCAGAUAAGGACAAGUAUGCCAAGUUAUGUGAAGUUUUUGACAAUUCAAAACUGGGAAUUAUUGUGAAUGAGAGAGUGAUAAAUUUACCAUAUGAGGUUGGAGGCAUGCUUCAUGAAAAUUUGUUUGAAGAAUUAGAGAGGGAACAAAAAGAAAAUAAUUUCACAAAAUUCCAAUAUUAUUUGAUUCUCACAAAAGUGUUCCACAUGAAGAGCCCAUUGGCUGGACAAGUGAAGAAGGUCAAAGAUGAAGCUCUGUUCUACAAACCAGAAGAGCAAUUUUAUUAUGAGAGAGCAUUUGUUUCUUUUACUUAUCCAAUCAAGAGUGAUUAUACUGAAGACUCGUCCACAGUGACACUCACAGACGAUACAUUCCAACAGGGACUUUGCAUGAUUAUUGAAAGCUCUAAAAUGCGAAAGAUUUUGAAAAAGAUUAAGGAUGAAUUAAUUCCUAACUCGAAUAAUGCUGCUGCUAGCACAACAAAUGACAACCAAGAUGAAUAA
This is a messenger RNA of Naegleria lovaniensis, 1134 nucleotides long. RefSeq lists its product as uncharacterized. Gene Ontology annotation, cellular component: nucleus. NCBI's taxonomy places the organism in Eukaryota, Heterolobosea, Eutetramitea, Acrasida, Naegleriidae. The record is from RefSeq and is a predicted model, not a curated record. The transcript has a single exon. Bases 1 to 1134 code for a protein of 377 amino acids.